AGCUGGAUCGAGAGUCCUUGGAAGUGACAGGGGUUUAUUUAUUAUUUCUUGUGUUCAUUUCAGGAAUGGAGAUCCCGGAGGAGGGUCCAUCUUCUCUCAAUCCGGGUGAAAAGAAUUCAACAGAAGAGGAGGUUGAAGAAUUAAGGACGAUGAGGUUCAGACUACGGACCACGAAUGUGGCCAUCGACAGAUUUUUAUGGCAUAGGCUGGUACCACCUCCGACGCCAGCCAAAAAGCCAAGGUGUGUAAAAAAGAAUGUUCUUUAUCUCGCAUCCGCCUCCCAGGGAAAAGUUUAACACUCGUGCAGAACUGCCGGCUUUAGCAUUUUUAGACAAUAUACUAUUUUUGUCUUUCGUUUAUAUCAUUGGUAAAUUCAUAAUUUUAUGUGUGAGCAUAUAAAUGUUGAAAAACGAAUAAGCCAUGAAAUAUUGCAUGCUGCUCCAGCCGGUCGUAAAUAUGUCUAUCCAUAUAUGCAGAUGUACGAGAGACAGUCCAAAAGUAAGUUUAACCCUCGGAGAAGACACUGGGUCAAAUUGACUCAUAAGACUUCUCAGAAGUAAAAUAGGGCCAAUACUCAAUUUUACGUUAAUGUUUUCUUAACCGGAAAUCACUUAAAAAAAGAACACGAUAUGGGCUAUGUUUAUUAAAAGGACAAGUAAACAAAAAUGAUGCGUCCAUCUUGUUUGCGGUCAAUGUGCGAUAAUCAUCGUGCUUACAUUGGCAACGAUUUUGUCGGAGAAGAAAAAAAAUUAAAAUGC
Belonocnema kinseyi is the source of this 758-nucleotide messenger RNA. RefSeq lists its product as uncharacterized. Bases 66 to 296 code for a protein of 76 amino acids. The transcript is spliced from 2 exons. The record is from RefSeq and is a predicted model, not a curated record. NCBI's taxonomy places the organism in Eukaryota, Metazoa, Arthropoda, Insecta, Hymenoptera, Cynipidae.